Molecule: messenger RNA, 396 nt
Organism: Miscanthus lutarioriparius
Lineage: Eukaryota; Viridiplantae; Streptophyta; Magnoliopsida; Poales; Poaceae
Source: the annotation of a GenBank genome assembly
AUGACCGACACCCGCAGAAAACCCGAAAAGUCCACCACACCCAGACGGUCCAGCCGUGGCCGCAACCAACCCAACCCACGGCCGCCGCACCGGAGCGGAAGAACCCACCACCCUACGUCGCCGCGGCAGUCGGCGCGGGCAGGGAUAAUGGUGGCGAUCUCGAUGUACCGCGGCAACCUCCACAUUGGCGGUCACGACAGCGGCGCCCCUGCCCCGCGCCGGUGGGAGGCGCCCCGGCGGUCGCUCGGCGCGAAGCGGUUCCGCCGCCUCGUGCGCAACCGCUCCCGCGCCGUCGAGCGCCUCGCUGGGACGCCACCGCGGCAGGUCUCCACGACCUCCUCGGAUAUGAAUGGCGGUCGGCGCGCCGCGGACCCCGACCGGGAGGGCACCGGAUGA